This is a messenger RNA of Ylistrum balloti, 1263 nucleotides long. Its product is annotated as gamma-aminobutyric acid receptor subunit beta-3-like. Gene Ontology annotation, biological process: monoatomic ion transmembrane transport; chemical synaptic transmission; regulation of membrane potential. NCBI's taxonomy places the organism in Eukaryota, Metazoa, Mollusca, Bivalvia, Pectinida, Pectinidae. The record is from RefSeq and is a predicted model, not a curated record. The coding region runs from base 1 to 1263 and encodes 420 amino acids. Gene Ontology annotation, cellular component: membrane; neuron projection; synapse. Gene Ontology annotation, molecular function: transmembrane signaling receptor activity; neurotransmitter receptor activity; extracellular ligand-gated monoatomic ion channel activity. The transcript is spliced from 8 exons.
AUGAGCAAAAGAAGUGGAGCUGAAGAAACAAAUAUGCCGUCCCAAAAGGAAGGAUAUUUGGCUCAAGUGUUCAGGCAGCUUGUUCAUACCUUAGAAAGGAAUAAUGUUGUCAUGGAGCAGGUUUUGGAGCAAUUGGGACAGGGAGGCAGAAAGGUCCAAAAAUCAGGAAGCUGCAUGUCAACAGCCAGUUCUACGAGGGCAUUAAUGGACAUCAGGCGAGAGGAGAGGGUGACUGUAGAGUUAAAAGUUGCAUUUAUGAAAAUUACUGACAUUGACACAGUAAAUCAACAGUUUGAGGCAGAUAUCUUCAUACAGGCUAAGUGGGAAGAACCAUUGUUGGAUAAAACUCUUGUCAAGGAAUUUGACCCUACAGUGAUGUGGACCCCAAAGCUGCUCAUCAUGAACCUUGAUGGAGAAUUUUCUUUUAGUAGGAAUACAUACAACAUCCAUUAUGACAUGCAUCCAUAUCAGCAUGCUCUAGUAGUACAGCUAUGGAGGUUUAGAGGAUUCUUUAAAGAGAAUCUGGAGCUGGAACACUUUCCUGUUGAUGUUCAGGACCUGACCAUAUCAGUAUCAGCAGAACGAUCUGGAGACGAAGUGGAUUUGAUUGAAGAUCAGUACGCCCUCAGCUCCAUAAAUACCAGAACCUUCCUGGAUGCAGCAGAAUGGAAUGUGUACAACCAUGUGGAGACAUAUCGAGACCAAACUACCAUUGAAUAUGCCAGCUCUACGGUCCACCCAAUUCUCCAUGUCCAGUGUCGUGUUGCCAGGAAAGUUGGCUAUUUUGUGUGGAACAUCAUCUUCAUUGUUCUGCUGAUUGCUAGUUUGACAUUUACAUCAUUUGCAAUUGAACCUGAUGCAGCUGAUAGACUUGCAGUGACAAUCACCCUCUUCCUCACAGCGGUGGCAUUUAAGUUUGUGGUGAAACAGAGUCUUCCUACCAUCUCAUACCUUACCAAUCUAGAUAUCUAUGUGUUGAGUGCCCAGAUGUUCCUCACCCUCCAUGCUGCUCAAAAUGCCUGUAUCAAGGCUCUAACUAGAUUUAGCACUGCUGAUCAAGUGACCAUGUACGAUUCCUAUUCAAUGAUCUCCCUUGGUGUCAUCUUUCUGAUGUUCCACAUUAUCUUUGGUGUCUACCUAUACCUAACGGCAACCAAAAGAAGAAGGCACAUGAAGGAAAAAGAUGUAUUUUACAAGGAGAAGAGGCUGUUCUUAGAGAAAUAUGGAGCACUCAACACAAAUGUGAAUACAAUGAAAAAGUAA